Molecule: messenger RNA, 1398 nt
Organism: Saitoella complicata NRRL Y-17804
Lineage: Eukaryota; Fungi; Ascomycota; Saitoellomycetes; Saitoellales; Saitoellaceae
Product: putative delta-9 desaturase
Exons: 2
Coding region: 1-1398 (465 amino acids)
Biological process (GO): unsaturated fatty acid biosynthetic process
Cellular component (GO): endoplasmic reticulum membrane
Molecular function (GO): stearoyl-CoA 9-desaturase activity; iron ion binding
Source: RefSeq, a predicted model, not a curated record
AUGUCUGCAGCAACUUCUUCUUCGUCUGCGCCUUCGGCCACGAAGGAGAAGCUUCACAUCAUUGACCAGCCAUGGACCCGGGAUAACUGGCACCAGCAUUUUAACUGGCUGAACGUCGGUGUCCUUACCCUCCCACCUUUGCUCGGAUUGUACGGUCUCCUCUACGUUCCCAUCCACAUGAAGACCGCUCUCUGGGCCGUCAUCUACUACUUCAUGACCGGUCUCGGUAUCACCGCCGGUUACCACCGUCUCUGGGCACACAGGUCCUACUCCGCCUCGUUCCCUCUGCGUCUCUUCUUGGCCGCCGUCGGUGGCGGUGCCGUUGAGGGUUCUAUCAGGUGGUGGUCCCGCGAUCACCGUGCUCACCACCGUUUUACCGACACUGAGAAGGAUCCUUACUCCGUUCGCAAGGGUCUCCUUUACUCUCACUUGGGAUGGAUGCUCCUUAAGCAGAACCCCAAGAAGAUCGGCCGUACUGAUAUCUCCGACCUUAACGCCGACCCCAUCGUCGUCUGGCAGCACAAGAACUACAUCAAGACCCUGUUCGUUAUGGGAUUUAUCUUCCCUACCGUCGUCGCUGGUUUCUGCUGGGGUGACUGGAAGGGUGGAUUCUUCUACGCUGCUAUCUGCCGCUUGGUCUUCGUUCACCACGCUACUUUCUGCGUCAACUCCCUCGCUCACUGGCUCGGUGACCAGCCUUUCGAUGACCGUCACUCCCCCCGUGACCACGUCGUUACCGCUCUCGUUACUCUCGGUGAGGGUUACCACAACUUCCAUCACACCUUCCCCUCUGACUACCGUAACGCUAUCCGCUGGUGGCAGUACGACCCCACCAAGUGGGUUAUCUGGACUUGUAAGGUUCUUGGUUUGGCGUCCGACUUGAAGCAGUUCAACGAGAACGCAAUUCAGCAGGGUUUGGUCAUGCAAGCCCAGAAGAAGCUCGACCAGCGCCGUUCCGUGCUCGAUUGGGGUAUUCCCAUCGAGACCCUCCCCAUCAUGUCCUACGACGACUUUGAGGAGCAGUCCAAGGCCGGCAAGAAACUCGUUCUCGUCGCUGGUGUCGUUCACGAUGUUUCCGAGUUCGUUAAUCAGCACCCUGGAGGUAUUGCUCUUAUCCGCUCUGGUAUCGGAAAGGAUAUGACUUCUGCCUUCAACGGUGGUGUUUACGACCACUCUAACGCUGCUCACAACCUCCUCGCUACCAUGCGUGUCGCUGUUGUCCGUGGUGGUAUGGAAGUCGAGAUAUGGAAGCAGAGUAUGCGUGAGGCUGAGAUGAGGGAGAGGAAGACUGUGGAUCCCCCGAAGGACACCAUGGGUCAGAAGAUCGUGAGGCAGGGUGAUCAGGCGACGAAGACUCACAAGCACAACGCUGAGGCUGUUGCUGCUACCGCCAACUAA